UGAUUGGUAACAAAUGAAAUAAAAUAUUUAAAAGGCCGAGACAUAUUUGGAUCUUUUUGGGCAAAAGAAGAGUAUUCAAAGCUUGUUUUUUUUUUUUUCCAAUCCGGGCCAUUUGUGUGAAAGGGGAGACACAAGCGCAGAGGAAGAAAACUUAAUUGGUGUUGUGUCUCCUCUUACUUGACAAAUAGAGCUUUGAGGAAUAUAUAGCAGAGAAAAAAAGGGUUGGAUGAUGGAGUACGAGAGUAAUAGUUGGAUUUGGGAUGGGAUGUACAACUUCCCACAUCUGUUUGGUGGUCUAAUGCUCACGGCUGCUUUGCUUGGUUUUUCUACGAGCUACUUUGGCGGAAUAGGGGUUCCUCAUUUGCCAUAUCUGUGGUCAGAUUUAGGAAUUUUCCAUAAGAAGAGACGUGAGAAGAGGCGGAUUCGGGUUUACAUGGAUGGUUGUUUCGAUCUCAUGCAUUAUGGUCAUGCCAAUGCCUUGAGGCAAGCUAAGGCUUUGGGAGAUGAGUUGAUUGUGGGGGUUGUCAGUGAUGAGGAGAUCAUUGCCAAUAAGGGUCCACCUGUUCUAUCCAUGCAAGAGAGGCGGGCACUUGUUAGUGGGUUGAAAUGGGUGGAUGAAGUCAUACCCAAUGCUCCUUAUGAGAUUACUGAGCAGUUCAUGAACAGACUCUUUAAUGAGCAUAAAAUUGACUAUAUCAUACAUGGAGAUGAUCCUUGCCUGCUUCCAGAUGGAACUGAUGCUUAUGCCUUGGCAAAGAGAGUUGGCCGUUACAAGCAGAUCAAGCGCACUGAAGGGGUUUCCAGCACAGAUAUUGUAGGAAGAAUACUUUCUUCUAUGAGGGAUAGGAAUGCUUCUGAAGAUCAACAUGAUAGGCCUUUAAAUGGGGAUCCUCAUAAAGAAAGUCAACCCAAGGGUGCCCGUUCAUCUCAAUUUCUACCGACAUCCCGGCGAAUUGUGCAAUUUUCUAAUGGAAUGGGACCUGGACCAAAUGCUCGUGUUGUGUACAUUGAUGGGGCAUUUGAUCUCUUCCACGCUGGACAUGUUGAGAUCUUGAAGCGUGCUCGGCAGCUUGGAGACUUUUUACUGGUUGGAGUCCAUAAUGACCAAACUGUGAGUGAACACAGAGGGCAGCACUAUCCAAUCAUGCAUGUACAUGAGCGCAGUCUUAGUGUACUGGCUUGCCGUUAUGUUGAUGAAGUCAUUAUUGGUGCUCCUUGGGAAGUCACAAAGGAUAUGAUAACAACUUUCAACAUUUCUUUGGUAGUGCAUGGGACGAUUUCUGAGAACAACUUUUCAUCAUCUAGCGAAAGUGAUCCAUAUUCUGUUCCAAAGAGCAUGGGAAUCUUCAAGUUGCUUGACAGCCCCAGCAAUAUAACAACCACUGCAGUAGCCCAGAGAAUAGUUGCAAACCAUGAUGCAUAUGUGAAACGCAAUGCCAAGAAGGCAGCGAGCGAGAAGAAAUACUAUGCAGAAAAGAAAUAUGUGUCAGGAGACUAGCCGUUCAUGACUUUGUAAUGAUGUGUAUGGUAAAUUUAUCUUUCAGUUUUCAACUCAUUAUAAGAGAAGAUACCUCCUGUUGUUGAAGAGAGAUAUAGAAAUGUCCAAUAGCUACCGAUAAUAGAUUUUAUCCUUUGGACGGGAAGAGGAAUGGAUGAUACAGAAGCAAUACCGUUUUUAUGAGACUCCGAUCACGUAGGAAUUCUUUUUCCAUUUUGAUGUAACUCUGUCAGGACUUAGAUUCGAUCUCAACAAAAUCAAAAGCUUCUUUAGCAUGUUUGUACUGAAAUUAUACAGAUAAUGAUGUAUAACUUUUUGUACCCUUUUUGGGGCAUUGUUGUGAAUCAUGAAAUUGCUCUUUCUUUCA
This is a messenger RNA of Ziziphus jujuba (common jujube), 1865 nucleotides long. RefSeq names its product ethanolamine-phosphate cytidylyltransferase. Gene Ontology annotation, biological process: phosphatidylethanolamine biosynthetic process. Gene Ontology annotation, molecular function: ethanolamine-phosphate cytidylyltransferase activity. The record is from RefSeq and is a predicted model, not a curated record. Lineage: Eukaryota; Viridiplantae; Streptophyta; Magnoliopsida; Rosales; Rhamnaceae. Gene Ontology annotation, cellular component: cytoplasm. The coding region runs from base 227 to 1498 and encodes 423 amino acids. The transcript has 10 exons.